This is a messenger RNA of Aspergillus calidoustus, 303 nucleotides long. The record is from the annotation of a GenBank genome assembly. NCBI's taxonomy places the organism in Eukaryota, Fungi, Ascomycota, Eurotiomycetes, Eurotiales, Aspergillaceae.
AUGGAGAAGCGGGUAUUCUGCGAACUGAACGGCAACCGCAAAGUCAUUGGCAUCCUACGAGGCUACGAUGUUUUUAUGAACAUUGUGCUGGACGACGCGGUUGAGGAGAAACAAGGCGGAGAGAAGGUCGCUAUCGGCAUGGUUGUAAGUGCUGCUGAGCUGGGAACCCCCAUACUUUAUCCAUUGGUUAUUCACCCUUUUGCGCUGCGUGCCACUAACCAGCUGCUCUUCGCUCAUCUCCAGGUCAUCCGCGGUAACUCAGUCGUCAUGCUUGAGGCUCUCGAGCGGAUAAGCGACAAAUAG